Gamsiella multidivaricata is the source of this 381-nucleotide messenger RNA. RefSeq lists its product as uncharacterized. NCBI's taxonomy places the organism in Eukaryota, Fungi, Mortierellomycota, Mortierellomycetes, Mortierellales, Mortierellaceae. The coding region runs from base 88 to 255 and encodes 55 amino acids. The record is from RefSeq and is a predicted model, not a curated record. The transcript has a single exon.
AUAGGAUGGACAGAUCUAUGAAAGAAAGGAGACAAUUGAAAAAACUGUAUCGGAUGAUACUAUCCCCAUAAAUAUGAGUGGGAUGCGAUGGACUAUCUGCUGCUGAGGGGUAGCUUUUGUUUCCUUGCCGUUGUACUGCACAGAGUCAGGAGCGGCGCUGUCGCUCCAUUGGCACACUCAGUCGCUGUCAUUCAUCACCAUCGACCAUUGAUACCCUUGGGUGUUUUUGUCCAUGGUCAUUGUGAUAGUGCUUGAGGAUUAUUAAUAACACAAAACAAGUGUGGUGAAGCGAGGUUCUAAAUGCGUCUGGAAUCGAUAUGUAGCGCCCUCUUUUCUUUCGGUCUUGUUCUUUCUUGGGGACAGAUGGGCAUUCUCUCUUUA